Oncorhynchus tshawytscha (Chinook salmon) is the source of this 5970-nucleotide messenger RNA. Its product is annotated as disks large homolog 1-like. The record is from RefSeq and is a predicted model, not a curated record. The transcript has 26 exons. NCBI's taxonomy places the organism in Eukaryota, Metazoa, Chordata, Actinopteri, Salmoniformes, Salmonidae. The coding region runs from base 809 to 3886 and encodes 1025 amino acids. Gene Ontology annotation, molecular function: kinase binding. Gene Ontology annotation, biological process: neurotransmitter receptor localization to postsynaptic specialization membrane; chemical synaptic transmission. Gene Ontology annotation, cellular component: neuron projection; neuromuscular junction; postsynaptic density membrane.
AUUUUGGAGGAAAGUUUGGAAUUCCUGAUACAUUGGUGGAAAGAAGGAGGAGGGGAGAGCGCCGAGCAAAGGAACUUUGACUUGUGGAAAUAUUGCCGGACCGAGAUAGAUAAAAGCUUGAGAGCGGGAAACGAAUAAUUCAGCACUCAGAAACAAAAAAGAGGAUUUUACUCCCUAAAUGCACAGACUGAACUUUGGGAUUCGUUACUCGCAGUUUCUUCUGCCACUUUGAACUGCACUGCACAUGUUCUCAGAUUUUCAGGCUGCUCAAUGAAUUGCAUCGUACAGAGCUGGGCUUACUGAGAACCGGUUUGUUUAUGUUUAGUGUAUGAGAAUUGAUUGGAGAUACGAACGUGACAUACGACAGUAGUGUUUCACAUAGCUGUUAGUGGGAAACUGGUGUCGGGAAUCCUGCGCUGUCUCUACUGGCACUAACCUAAAUGAACCCUGUCAGUUAGCCCUGCCAGGGAUACAAGCUGGUCACAUUGGCAUUCACGGCGGGUCAUCUGAAUAGGCUUUAAUCUACCAAAAAAAAUCGGAUUCAUUGCAUGUUUUAUAGUCCAGUAAGAAAAAACGGUGCCUUUUGUAGUCUAUUGAACGGGCGGGAGCUAUAGCGCACAUUGCGUUUUUUGAGGAGAGAAGAGACUAGUUUCUGUUCAUGCUAAAACGGUGUAAACUCCUGGCUCUGCCCCUCUGGCAACUGUAGCAAAGGAUAUCUGAAGCAAGGGAGUGUAGGCUACUACACCAAACAUUAGCCUGCACGAAACAGUGCCUGCGUCUACUUUUCCUGCUGCACUUGGGAGCUGUCAUGCCUAUACGAAAGAAAGAUGCUCAAAGAGCUUUACUGCUCAUGGAGGAAUACAAGACGAAACUUGGACAGACAGAAGACAGACAACUCAGACAGUCACUAGAAAGACUCAUCAACAUCUUUCAGAGCAACCUCUUCCAAGCCUUGAUAGAUAUCCAGGAGUUUUAUGAAGUGACCUUACAGGAAGGCCAGACAUCUGUAGAGCCAGUCAAGCCUGCAGAGCCCCCAGCUCCCCCUGUCACCCUGUGGGACUUCUCCAGCCUUCCCUCCCCCUCUACAGCUGUCACCUCUGACACCCUGCCCAGCAGCCUUACGUCCAGCAUAGAGAAGUACAGGAUUCAGGAUGAGGAUGGUUCUACCCCCCAGCAGGACCAGGGUCAGUCUCAGGCCUGUCCCCAGCACCCCUACCCCAGCCUGGAGGAGAGAGGCAGAGAGCGGGAGCUGCCAGGGAGCCACCACGGGACCCUCCGCAGCCAUCAUGGAGGAGGAACCCUGGACGGGUACCACCACGGCAGGGGAGAGAGAGAGGGCAGGGGGGAGGGACGGCCAGAGCUGGUCCAGGUAGCGGAGAAAAACCUGUCUCAGAUAGAGAACGUCCAUGGAUAUGUCUCCCACGCACACAUCUCCCCUAUGAAGGUAGAGUCGUUGGAGUGUAUCUUCGACGCUGGCUCGCCUGUAGGCUAUGAGGACGUUCCUGUUCCUGACUUCUCUACGCUGUAUGCUACCCACCACGCCCUUCUACAGCAGCCAGAUGUGGUGGUCCCGCCCCCCGUACCCAUAAUCCCUGUGAUCCCCAUCCCAGCCGAGACCACUCCUGUCAUCUCUCCACCCUCCUCUCUGCCUGCACCCGCGUCACCCACGUCACCCACGUCACAGGCAAACCCACCUCCUGUGGUGGUCAACACAGACAGCUUGGACAGCCCCCCAUACGCGAAUGGAUCUGAAGCUGAUUAUGAGUAUGAUGAGAUCACACUGGAACGGGGUAACUCUGGGUUGGGCUUCAGUAUUGCAGGGGGGACAGAUAACCCCCACAUCGGUGAAGACCCCAGUAUCUUCAUCACCAAGAUUAUCCCUGGGGGAGCUGCAGCUCAGGACGAACGUCUCAGAGUGAAUGACUGCAUCCUGAGAGUGAACGAGGCAGACGUGAGGGAUGUGACCCACAGUAAGGCUGUGGAGGCCCUGAAGGAGGCCGGCUGCAUCGUCAGGCUCUACAUCCGCAGGAGAAAAGCCCUCUCGGAGAAGAUCCUGGAGCUCAAACUAGUCAAAGGUCCCAAAGGGCUAGGAUUCAGUAUUGCGGGGGGAGUAGGGAACCAGCACAUUCCAGGAGACAACAGCAUCUAUGUCACCAAGGUCAUCGAGGGAGGGGCUGCACACAAAGACCAGAGGCUGCAGAUAGGAGACAAACUAUUGGCUGUAAACAGCGCUUGCCUUGAGGAAGUGAGUCACGAGGAUGCCGUGGCAGCCUUGAAAAACACCCCUGAUGUGGUUUCCUUGAAAGUGGCGAAGCCCACCAGUGUCUUCAUGAACGACAGCUUCGCUCCCCCCGACAUCACCAACUCGUAUUCCCCUCACAUGGACAACCAUAUCAGCCCUUCCAACUACCUGAGCCGGCCCCAUACCCCCGCCACGCCUGGACGCUACUCCCCCGUCCCCAAGAGCAUGCUAGGAGACGACGAGGUGACAAGGGAGCCCAGGAAGGUGGUGUUGCACCGUGGUUCUACAGGCCUGGGUUUUAACAUCGUAGGAGGAGAGGAUGGAGAGGGAAUCUUUAUCUCCUUCAUCCUGGCUGGUGGACCUGCUGACCUCUGUGGAGAGCUUCGCAAAGGAGACCGCAUCAUCUCAGUGAACGGGGUCGACCUGCGCAGUGCAACCCAUGAGCAGGCUGCAGCAGCUCUGAAGAAUGCUGGACAGACUGUGACCAUCACAGGCCAGUACAGGCCAGAGGAGUACAGUCGGUUUGAAGCCAAGAUCCAUGAUCUACGUGAACAGAUGAUGAACAGCAGUAUCAGCAGUGGCUCUCUGCGGACCAGCCAGAAGAGAACUCUCUAUGUCAGGGCGCUGUUUGACUAUGACCGGGCGAAGGACUCGGGGCUGCCCAGCCAGGGGCUCAACUUCCACUUUGGAGACAUACUUCAUGUGGUGAAUGCCUCCGAUGACGAGUGGUGGCAGGCACGGCAGGUGACCCAUGAAGGAGAGGUGGAAGAGGUUGGAGUCAUCCCCAGCAGGAGGAGGGUCGAAAAGAAAGAGAGAGCGCGGUUAAAGACAGUCAAAUUCAACGCCCGGUCUCAAGACAAAGUGCAGUCAUUCAAUGACAAGCGUAAAAAGAACCUAUUUUCCAGAAAGUUCCCUUUCUACAACAAGAGCAAGGAGCACAGCGAACAGGAAACGAGCGAUGCUGACCAGCAUGUUACCUCUAACGCCAGUGAUAGUGAAAGUAGUUACCGUGGCCAGGAGGAGUACGUCCUGUCCUACGAGCCAAUCACACAGCAGGAAGUGAACUACACACGGCCUGUCAUUAUCCUGGGGCCAAUGAAAGACCGCAUCAACGAUGACCUCAUCUCAGAGUUCCCCGACAAAUUUGGGUCCUGUGUCCCACACACGACCAGACCGAAGCGGGAUUACGAGGUGGAUGCCAGAGACUACCAUUUUGUGGUGUCCAGGGAGCAGAUGGAGAAAGAUAUCCAGGACCACAAGUUCAUUGAGGCGGGCCAGUACAACAACCACCUGUAUGGAACCAGCGUCCAGUCUGUACGGGAGGUCGCUGAGAAGGGGAAGCAUUGCAUCCUGGAUGUUUCAGGCAACGCCAUCAAGCGCCUGCAGUCGACCAUGCUCUACCCCAUCGCUAUUUUCAUCAAGCCCAAGUCUGUGGAGAAUAUCCUGGAGAUGAAUAAGAGGCUAACAGAGGACCAGGGGAGGAAGACGUUCGACCGAGCCAUGAAGCUGGAGCAGGAGUUCACUGAGCACUUCACUGCUAUCGUCCAGGGCGACUCUCUGGAGGAGAUUUAUAACAUGGUGAAGAGGAUCAUCGAGGAGCAGUCAGGACCCUUCAUCUGGGUGCCUGCCAAGGACAAGUUGUGAAGGAAGAGAAACAGAAGAGAUGACCUUUUCUUUUUGCCGUCCUCGUUUUCUUCUUUGAUUUUACGUCUAAUUUUAUGCCCUGAGCAUAGGACCCCCCCUUCCCUUUCACUUAUACCCCCCCCGCGCCGCCCUGCUCCCCUCUGUCACACUGGCUGGUGUCCUUACAUUAGUGUCUGGGGAUCUGAUCACGCAUAGACCCACAUACACACACACACACACACACAAAAUUCUUUAAUGCUUUCUCUAUCACACACUCGCUCACUCUCUCUCUCACACUCUCUCUCUCACGCUCGCUCUCUCGCGCUCGCUCUCUCUCUCGCGCUCUCUCUCUCGUGUUUUCUUGGGCUGUCCUUGUAUCUGGGUGUUUUUCCUGCUAAGGAGGUACGGGCUUUGGCAACCAGCGUCUUAUGGGGAGAUUUUUAUGGUACAAGUCCUUAAUGUUUAAGGAACAUGAUUUAGAUGCAUAUAUAUACAAAUAAUAAAUCAUUUCUUGUACUUUUUUUUCCUUCAUAUUAUUGAAAGGAAAUGCUUUCAUGUCUGGGGUUCGUAAAGGAAAUGCUUUCAUGUCUGGGGUUCGUAAAGGAAAUGCUUUCAUGUCUGGGGUUCGUAAAGGAAAUGCAUUCAUGUCUGGGGUUCGUAAAGGAAAUGCUUUCAUGUCUGGGGUUCGUAAAGGAAAUGCAUUCAUGUCUGGGGUUCGUAAAGGAAAUGACAUGAGGCUAAACUUAGCACGUUAUAGCUUUAAAAGAGCAUGUUUCAUAGUGUUCUCAUCAUUCCCUCGUCGUGUUUUACCUCGUCAUGUUUUUGUCGUUCUUUAGUUGUCCUUUGUCUCUGCUCACGUGACGGCCAUACGUACUAUUCAAACUGCACAGAGGGAACUAAAGGUUAGAGAGUGAUGAGUGGACUUCACUCUGACACACACACACACACGAGGCUGUUUCUUAUCAUAGCCGCCUUCACUGACUUUAACGAUCCCUGAUGAUUUGAUUCUGUUCUUUGUCCAUUCAGCUUUCAGGUUAAUUUCCUGAACAGGAAUAGAGUAAAUGAAAGGCUGUUUUUAAACUGACUCCAGGUGUAUUAGUAGUAGUAAGAAGGAAACAAAAACCCGAAAGAAUUUAUUGUACACUGAGAUUUUAAUGUAUAUUUAACCCUCAGUCUACUGCCUAUUUUGUUAUAAUAAAAAGUCUAUAUUGAGCUUUACUUCAAAACUCAUACAGCUAUGGGGAAUUAUUUUCUUUGUUAUGUUGAACGUAUAAAUAUGAAUAUAUAUAAAUAUAUAAAUAUAUUUUCCUUUACUUUCACCAACACCUAUCGGUUUCAGUUAGUUUCUUAUGCAUUCAGUAGAACAGAGGAGACCUGUGGUCCUGAGUCAGAUCCCUCUGUAAGGUCAGAGAAUGGGGUUAAGGUUAGGAACAGGACACACGUACACCCCCUAACUCUGACCUCCGCUGACUGGCUGGGGUGUGAACUAUGUUGGUGAAGCAGUGGAAAUGUAAAGUCACCGACAUGGUGGCCUGGUUCUGGUUCUGGUUCUGGUUCUCCUCUCCCCAUCUCCAUCUCCACUUCCCUGUGAGUUUCCUUUUUCAUGUGAUGUGCAUGUUUUUUAGAAGCAGUAUUCUUUAUUAAAUAACAAACAGGGGGGGAGGGUGGGGGGGAGUCGGUGUUCACCGAGGAUUGUGACGUCAUAUCUUCAAGCUCCGCGAGAGGAUCGUUCAGACAGACACACACUGGAGUAGACAGAGUGUGUGUCCUCAAGAGUCCUCAAGAGUGUGUGUGUGUGUGUGUGUGUGGACAUGGCCGUUGUUCGUAUCUGAAGGGGGAAAGAUCUAACAAUGCGCUUUCGAAGCGCGAUGCCUUUAACUGUCCUCCGGAGGACUCCGUGCUGGAAUCCUCCCUCCUUCUCCUGCUUCCACAGAGAUGAUUGUUUUCUAUAAGACUUGUUCUUCUUCUGGUUCUUCUUGUUCUUCACCACCUCACCACUGCUUUCUAUCUCACUUUUGGAUUCGAGUUUGUAAAUAAUCCCUUUCCUGAUUCAUUCAAUUUGUCAUAAAGAGGAGAACUGCCAAUAAACCCUUUCUCAUACAUCA